UCAGUGGACUUGUGCGUGGUUUAUUGUAAGUCAGUUUGCUAUCAGUGGGAGAGCAAGCUCAUGCAGGUUCUUGGCACCUGACAUUGUUAACAGUAUGAAAAGAGAAAUUAGAAAGCGGUUUGGCACACAACAGCCACCUCCAACGACACAGUGAUCACCUGACGCUGUUAAAAACACCUGCGUCUGCCUGCGGUGCAGUAGGUACACUGGGUAGGCGGAGUCUGCACCAUUUAAAAGCUGUCUGAUCCACCUUCCUUAGGGAUUGAAGUGUCAGUCAUGGUCCAGCAGAAGCUCUCUUUGCCAUUUGUCAGUUUGUGUAAAAAUGGAAUGGGAUUAAUAUGGAACAACCCGAAAUCAACCUAAAACAGCUCCUUCAGACAAGAAUGAGGAAAAUGUAGGAAGUAGGAAGGCUCCAGAAGAGUUGAUUAAUCAUACAAGAAAUGUGGGAGCUAACCUCAUGAAUUCACACAGCUCCCAAUAUUCAGGUGACUUGAUGAGAGACAGGAACUGCGUACGGAGUCCUCCGUAGUAGUCUAUAAGGUAUGCUCAAAAUCUUAAAAUAUUAUGGUAAAAUGCUUUCAAGCUGCUGUAGGUUGUAUUAAAUUAUUUUUUGUUUUUUUUUGUUGUGUUAGCUUUGUUAAUGGAAUUUAAUAUAAUCCCAUGCAAAGUUAACAAUUGGCAUUGUACAAGUUGAGCCAGAUAAUGAUUGUAUUAUGUAUUGUGCAGUUGUGUAUUUUAAAUUGACGACAGUAUACGAUGUAUUAACCGGCUAAAACCAGCUAGAAGUGUCAAAUGCACAUCUUAAACCAGCUUGACCAGCUUAGUUAUUUUUAAAAUGGAAUGUUCAUUGGGGUGGGGUGUGGCAUCUCUAGCUAUAUUCUGGUUGGCAUCCAGUCAGCAACUGGUAAAUGGGCUGGGUGCUUUACCAACACACUCUUAUUAUGAUGACAACUUGCAUAUUACAGUCAUAUAUUAUGACUUUGCUGUAGCUAAUUUGGACCUUUACCUAUGUAGCUAGUGAUAUCUAAUCGGAACUAUGAUGAGUAGAACAUGACUAAGCCUCGGCUUUGCAUAGCUGAGUAAUACAUGAUACAUCUCUAUUACAAUUAUUAUCUUAGAAAUAGCCUAUUUCUGAAUCUGGCAGACAGUGACUAUGAAAUCUGAAUCCUCUAGGUAACAAGACCUGUAAAAGCGAACAUUACAGCUCUUUACUUUCAGGCCCCUCAACACAGUGAAAAUGAAACUGCAUCAGAAUUUGCUGUGAGAUGAAACAGAAGCAGUAGUAUUCCCUGAAUUGAUCACGUCAAGCUAGAGAUCAUCAUGGACUGUACAGAUUCUGAUGAUGGCGAGGACUUCUACACUGAUUGGGAACCAACAUCAAAAUUUCAGCCAUUAAUCAAUCAAAGUACACAAAUCCAGGAGGGGCUCCUACUGAACACAUCUAAGGAGACUAACUAUUUGUGGAGCUCACUGGACUUGUACACUGAUGGGGAACCAACAUCAAAAUUUCAGUCAAUCAAUCAAAGUACACAAAUCCGGGACGGACUCCCAAAAAAGCGCCUACUGAACACAUCUAAGGAGACACUUGAUGAUUCUGGUGAGGUCAGAAGGUGGACCUUUGGAGAAAAGAACCAGAGUCAAACCAGAACCAUAAUGAUGUUGGGAGAAACAGGAACAGGAAAGUCCACCCUCAUCAAUGUCAUGGUCAACUACAUCCUGGGAGUAGAGUACCAAGACGACAUCCGGUUUGAGAUUAUUAAAGAGGAAGAAAGAAGCCAGACUGAAUCUCAAACCACUGCCGUCACAGUGUAUGAGGUCUAUGGAAGUGAAGGUGUUCGAGUCCCUUUCUCUCUCAGGCUCAUUGACACUCCUGGUUACACGGACACUGCAGGAGUAAAACAGGAUGAGAAAAUCGCUCAGAAUAUAAUGAAGUUGUUCAAAGCUGAAAGCGGCGUUGAUCAGAUUGAUGCUGUGUGUUUAGUGGUGAAGGCCUCACAGAAUCGUCUCACUGAUACUCAAGUCUACAUUUUUGAUGCCAUCUUGUCCUUGUUUGGGAAGGACAUAGAACAUAACAUCAUGGCUCUGAUCACAUUCUCAGAUGGGGGGAGGCCUGGAGCUCUUGAAGCCAUUGACGAAGCUGGUGUUCCCUGUGCCAGGAACAAGAAAAAACAACCCAUUUUCUUCAAAUUCAAUAAUGUGUCCAAGAAAAUAAAUGAUGACCGUGGCAAUGAUGAUGCUCAUGAUGAUGAUGAUGAGGAGGGUGAUGAUGAUGAUUACUUGCAACGAAACUGGGCGAUGGGAGUGGCAAACAUGCAGAAAUUUUUUGAGAAACUAGCUACGAUGGAAACUAGAAGCCUGCAGAUGACUCAGGAUGUGCUAAUGGGUCGAGAUCAACUUGAGAUGAGCAUCCAGUAUUUACAAGAUCAAAUAAUUGCUACUGAAAACCUACAGACAAUGAUCAGGCAGACUCAAGAUGCCGUGGAGAAACACAAAAAAGACAUAGAUGCAAAUAAAGACUUUGAUUAUGUUGUAGAUGAACCAUGUAAAAUACAAGUUGAUACCAUAUAUCCUGCAACCUGCUGCAAAGUGUGUGAGACAACCUGUCACCAUCCGUGCACCAUUGUCAGUGCAGACAUGCUAAACUGGUGUGCUGUGAUGAAGAAACACAGAUGUACAGUCUGUGAAAAGAAAUGCAUGUACCAAGACCACAUUAAAGAAAAGAAGAUGUACAAGUCAUCCACCAGACCAGUCACCAGGACAUUUGAACAUCUGAAGGGACAAUAUAAAAUAGCAUCUGGAGAGAAAGGCACAGCAGAGAAUCUCAUGAAGGAUCUUCAGGAAGCGCUUGAAAAUGUUAUGUCAGGUAAAAGGGAACACAUACAGGAGUCAUACCAGCACGUCCUCAGGCUUUCCGAGAUCGCCUUGCGGCCUGACUCCAGGUCUACUCUUCAGCAUCUCGACUUCCUGCUUGAGAGACUGGAAGAGACUGGAACUGCAGAGCAGAUUCAGAAGAUAGUGGGCAUAAAGAAAAGCGCUGAAGAGCUUAAUAAACUCAAGUAGGAUAUUCUGCAACUGCGGAAACUGAAAAUCAAAUUUGGGAACUGCAUCCACACUUUGUGGCAAGAAAUAGUAUUCAAUGAUCAUAUACCAUUUGUAUAUCCAGAAAUUCAUAUGCACACAUUUUGAACUUCUUCACCUUUUUAUGGACUUUCACAUGAAAUGGAGUAAAAUGUAAGUUAUUUUUCUGGAUGGCUUCUCCAUUAGCAGAUGUUAUCUUAAUUAUACUCACUGAACACUUUAUUAGGAACACUUGUACACCUACUUAUUCAUGCGUGUAUCUAAUUGUAUGAAAUGCAUAAAAUCAUGCAGAUAUGG
Messenger RNA from Conger conger (European conger), 3375 nucleotides. RefSeq lists its product as uncharacterized. NCBI's taxonomy places the organism in Eukaryota, Metazoa, Chordata, Actinopteri, Anguilliformes, Congridae. The record is from RefSeq and is a predicted model, not a curated record. The transcript has 3 exons. Gene Ontology annotation, molecular function: GTP binding. Bases 1321 to 3060 code for a protein of 579 amino acids.